This is a messenger RNA of Epithele typhae, 1938 nucleotides long. Its product is annotated as amidase signature enzyme. The record is from RefSeq and is a predicted model, not a curated record. The transcript has 7 exons. The coding region runs from base 1 to 1938 and encodes 645 amino acids. Lineage: Eukaryota; Fungi; Basidiomycota; Agaricomycetes; Polyporales; Epitheliaceae.
AUGGCUGGCGUCGUCGCGCUCCUGCUGGUAACUCUUUCCGCGAUCCACGUGGCAUCAGGAACCUCCGUCCAGAGCACAGGAAGGACGCUCACCGUUGGUGGUGUCUCGUACUUCGCUCCCCCAGUCCCCGUAUCCUCUCUUCACAACUCCGCCGCCCUUACUUUUGCGAAGAAGGUGUCCGGGGAACUCGUACCGUUUUCGGUCAUUCUGACUUCGGCCACCAACUUCAAUGACGCCGCUUUGGAAAAAACCAUCGCCGAAUGGUCAACGACAGACGAUGUGUGGAGCAAAGCUUUCCUCUCUGGAAUCUAUUUGUCGUACAAUGGGACCGCGCUUUUGCCUGUCGAGACUCUGGGUUCAACGCAGGCGAGGUUGGGUAUCGAUUUCGUAAUGCUCUCCAAAAAGUACACACUCGGCUUCGGCUUGACAGUGGAUCUUCCUUCGGGCCCGUAUUUUCUGGACUCUUCCACCGGUAACAUCUUUGAGGCAUAUCGUCUCUACAGCGAUCAGCAGCAAUCAUUCGUCUACGGCACGAUUCCCAACCCCAACGGCGGUUUCGAAGUACUCUCCGCGGGAGUCACCGGUGCCGCGACGCCCACUGUCGCUGUCCCCUCGCGCCUCUAUUUCACGCCGACCGCCGAGAAGCCGCUCGCAGGCAAGCGACUUGCCGUCAAGGACAUCUACGACGUCGCAGGGCUCCACACCGGCUGCGGCAACCGCGCAUUCUUCGACCUCUACCCUGCGAAGAACACGACCGCGCCCGCUGUGCAGCGUCUACUCGACGGCGGCAUGGUCCUCGUCGGCAAGACGAAGACGUCGCAAUUCGCGAACGGCGAGUCCGCGACCGCGGACUGGAUCGACCUCCACGCACCGUACAACCCUCGCGGGGAUGGUUACCAAGACGGCAGCAGCUCGUCGACGGGCUCGGGCACGGCCGUAGCAGCAUACGACUGGCUCGACUUCGCGAUUGGGAGUGACACUGGGGGCUCGAUGCGCGGUCCCGCAGGCGCGAACGGCGUCUUUGGCAACCGCCCGUCGCACGGCGCGGUUAGCCUCGACGACGUGAUGCCGCUGGCGCCCGAGCUGGACACUGGGGGAAUCUUCUCCCGCGAUGCUAGGCUGUGGGCGACGGCUGGACACUGGUGGUACGACAACUUCACCUCGUUCACUUCGUUUCCCAAAAAGAUAAUCAUCCCGACCGACUUCUUCUCCAUCGAUAACCCGCCCGUCCCGGGCACCUCCGACGCGAUCUACAACGACUUCAUCACCCAGCUCGAGGGCUUCCUCGACGUCUCCCGCACGAAAGUCUCCGUCGCCGGGAUCUGGAACGCCACGAAGCCCGCGAACGUCUCCGCCCCCUCGCUCUCCGCGCUCCUCCAGACGACGUACGCGGACCUCAUCACGCUCGACCAGAUCGCGCUCGUCGCGGACCCGUUCAUCGACGCGUACAAAGCCGCGCACGGGGGCCAGAGCCCGUUCAUCAAUCCCGCGCCGCUCGCGCGCUGGGCCUACGGCCGCGCGCUGCCCGCUGGGCGCAAGGACGCGGCGAUCGCCAACAAGGCGGUGUUCAUGAACUGGUGGGCGAGCGAGGUCGUGCGCGCGGACGAGGAGACGUGCUCGGACGCGGUCCUAUUGUACCCGCAAAACGCGGGGCACACCGCGUACCGGAACACGUACCCGGGGACUGCACCUGGGGUGCCCCUAGGCUUUUCGGCUGGGCGCAUCGCGGUGCACGGAGAAGUGCCCGACAUGGUCAUUCCCAUCGGUGAGGUGCCCUAUAACUCGACGAUCACGGGGACGACGGAGUUCCUCCCCGUCACCAUCAGCUUCAUCGCGGCCAAAAACUGCGACCUCAUGCUGUUCAACCUGUUCGCCGCACUCCAAGACGCGGGCAUCAUCAAGCCGGUGGUGACGGGCUCGCGUAUUUGGGGAGCCUGA